Messenger RNA from Penicillium antarcticum, 1626 nucleotides. Its product is annotated as cytochrome P450. The transcript is spliced from 3 exons. Gene Ontology annotation, molecular function: heme binding; oxidoreductase activity, acting on paired donors, with incorporation or reduction of molecular oxygen; iron ion binding. Lineage: Eukaryota; Fungi; Ascomycota; Eurotiomycetes; Eurotiales; Aspergillaceae. The record is from RefSeq and is a predicted model, not a curated record. The coding region runs from base 1 to 1626 and encodes 541 amino acids.
AUGAGUGGCGUCAAUGAUGCGCUCAAUCUGGCCUUCCUCGGCACGGCCGCUGGAGUGUAUCUCCGACCAGAAUAUGCGAUUCUCAACUCUCGAAUUCUGACCGGCAUCAUCCUAUUUGGAAUUGUUACAGCGCUGAAAUUACUUUAUCGCCUUGUGCUUUAUCCAGAAUACUUCAGCCCGAUAAAACAUAUUCAUUCACCACCGAAUCGACACUGGCUUACAGGAAAUACAAAAUCCUACUUUCUGGAGCCCCCUUUUGAGCAUAUGCGGGAGUGGGUCACAACUAUGCCAAAUGAAGAUAUCGUUCGGUUCUACGUUGUCGGCAACCUCGAGAGGCUGUUAUUAACAAGCCCGAAGUCAUUGGGUGAACUCCUCGUCACCAAGAACUACGAUUUUGAGAAGCCAGAAAUGAUUCGCGAGAGCUUGCGACGUAUUACCGGUGAUGGCGUUCUACUUGCCGAGGGUGAUGAGCACAAGAAACAACGAAAAAAUCUCAUGCCAGCAUUUGCAUACCGCCACAUCAAGAACCUCUACCCAGUCUUCUGGGCUAAGAGUAUCGAAAUGGUGAAAAUGAUCGAAAACGACCUGAAGAACAGAGCCUCAAGCGGCGACAACACAGUUCAAGUCAGCAACUGGGCCAGCAGAGCAACCCUCGACAUAAUCGGCGUAGCAGGCAUGGAUCACGACUUCGACUCUCUCCAAGACCCAGACAACACACUCAACAAAUCCUACAGACUGAUCAUGCGCACCCCGCCCGACUGGUUGAAGCUGAUCUUCGUAUUCAGCUUCCUAAUCGGCUACCCCAGGUUAUCCCGCAAAAUCCCGUCGAAUUGGAACGAGGAAAUCGAAAAAAGCGGCGAAGUAAUUCGCAACGUCGCGCGACAAAUGAUCCGCCAGAAGAAAGCAAAAAUGGAAGACCCAGCAGCCGAAACCGGCAUCGAUAUCGUCUCUGUCGCGUUGAGCAGUGGAACAUUUGACGAAGAGAAUCUCGUCGACCAGUGUAUGACCUUCCUCGGCGCAGGCCAUGAAACGACGGCCUCGGCUCUCCAAUGGGCUGUUUACGCCCUUUGCAAAAACCCAGAUGUCCAAACCCGUCUUCGUGAAGAAGUCCGCGCCAAUCUUCCAUCCCUAGAUGAAGAAAGACCCAUCACAGCUGCUGAAAUCGAUAACCUGCCCUACCUAAAUGCCGUCUGCAACGAAGUCCUCCGCUUCCACCCCUCCGUCCCAGCCACAAUCCGGAUUUCAGUUCGCGACACUACUCUUGCUGGCAAACAUAUUCCCAAGGGAACACUUUUCAGUAUCGCUCCACAGAUCCUUAACCGGAUGGAAGAAUUCUGGGGACCAGACGCGGACAAGUUCAACCCAGAUCGGUUUAUGGGUCCUGGAAAGGCGAAUACCGGCGGGGCGGUCAGUAACUAUGCUUUCUUGACUUUCUUGCAUGGCCCGCGCAGUUGUAUUGGGCAGGGCUUUGCGAAGGCUGAGCUUGCUUGUUUGCUUGCCGCUACUGUUGCUCGGUUUGAGAUGGAAUUGAAAUAUCCGGAUGCGAAGUUGGAGGUUAGGGAGGGGGCGACUAUUUCGCCUAAGGAUGGGGUUCUUGCUAAGUUGACGAGACUGGAGGGGUGGUAG